Molecule: messenger RNA, 3771 nt
Organism: Xenia sp. Carnegie-2017
Lineage: Eukaryota; Metazoa; Cnidaria; Anthozoa; Malacalcyonacea; Xeniidae
Product: nephrocystin-3-like
Exons: 2
Coding region: 265-3771 (1168 amino acids)
Molecular function (GO): protein binding
Source: RefSeq, a predicted model, not a curated record
GAUGGGAAAAGUCUUCAAUCUUGUCCAUGCAUUAAUCAGAGGUGCAAAAUUUGUCAUGGUUUUUUCAAAGGACGGAAAACAUCAUCCACAGACCACUUCAAAAACUCAUCAAUUUCAAGAUUGCUGAAACAAAUACCUGUGAAGAAGAGAAACCUUUACACAAAGAAAGCGAGGACAAUAAUCCAAACAGCAGCUAAUAGAAGGAAACAAUAUGCGGCGAUUUAGGGACAUAUUUUUGUGAGCUUGCCGUAAGAACUCUCUAAUAUGCAUUGUAUAGAAGAAAGGAACUUUUUUCACCUGCUAAAAAUACUCACUGAUGUUGUUGAAAAGAAACUUGCUGAGUUUUUUGUUCAAGAAUGGAACUCACAUCAUGGACGGAAGUUGGGAGUUUGGGAUAACACCACCACUAGUGGCCAGCGGUUACUGAACAUCGAAAAGAAAUCUAGACGACAUAACAUAACUAUUCAAUCCAAUUUCAAACACGGAGACACAAGAAAAUGGGAUUGUACUACACUUUUUGCUGCCAUACUUAAUUCCUUUUCUAUUGGAAAGCGUCUUCCAUUGUCGAUAAAAUCGCCUAUAAAUGAGCUUCGUGUUGUCAGGAACGAACUUAUACAUGAUAAAAAAGGAAGAUUAACAAAUGAUGAAUUUCGCAAAAUGGUCAAUAAAAUCGAAAAUUCGUUUGCAGUUUUAAAGUUUUCAAUACAUGAAAUUCUUCAAAUUAAAGCUCUGUGCCAAAAAUUAAAUUCAUUUAAAAUAUUGCCUCCAAAACCCAAUCACGAUGUUGUUGAACGUAGUAAACUUCGAGAUGAAAUCAUAGCAGACCUUGAGAAGUUGAAGAGAGAUAAUACUAACAAACUAACUUACUUUUAUAUUUCUGGUAAUCCUGGAAGUGGAAAGUCGCAAUUAGCAAGACAAGUAUGCGAAAAACUGUUCGAGUCUGUAGACAGAGAAAAAGAAACGACAUUUGUGAUGACUUUUGAUGGAAGAAAUGUUGAAUCCAUUUUGGGGUGCUUUGUCGCGAUUUAUCGUCAUUUCAACCAUGAUGAAAACGUCCUUGGCAGUAUUUUGAAAAGCAACCGAUCAAGUCAAGACAAAAUAAAGAUACUGCAAUCAUUUAUAAAAGAUAAGUUACAAUUUUGGCAAAAAUGGUGGCUGAUUGUGGAUAAUGUGGUGCAACUUCAUGAAAUUUCACUGCUGCUGCCUCAGGUUCAUGACCCUUGUUUCGAGAAUGGUCAAGUUAUCGUAACUCUCCAGAAUACUGACUCAGUACCGACAAAUGGAGAAGCGACUAAACAUAUUUCAAUUAGUGAGGGUAUGAAUGAAGAAGAAUGCCGUCAACUGCUUUCUUUAACCCAUGCUGAUGACGCAGAUUCAUUAAUUAAUGAUGUGUUCAAAGCUGUAGACUAUCAACCACUUUCGUUAGCAGCUGCUGCUGUUUAUUUCAAAAAAUUGAGAGAAACUGGCAGCGUCUUUACGUGGCAGGAAUAUCUAGAGAAACUUAAAAAGGGGAAACGAAAUUUUGUCGACUCUCAUCUCCGAAAAUCGAGUUCAGCCUAUCCUAAUACAAUGUUUGAAGCUGUUCUAUUAGCAGUGGAGCAAAAUGCUGCAAAUUCAGCAAUAUUGGCAAAAGCGUUUAUGCUUUUUUCCAUUUUAUCUUUUCAUCCAUUACCGCAUGAUUUUGUCAUAAAAUAUAUCCAGAAGAUUGAUCCACAGACUGAUAUUGAAGAAAUCUGCCUUGAUUUAAAGCACUGCUCGUUGUUUCUUAUGUCGAACGACAAUGAUGUCCAUUUACAUCGCAUAGUUCACGAAGUCAUAGUUACAUUUUACUCUCAAACUCAGCUGGAAGAGACAAACGGCGCGAAAAAGUCAUCCACCGAUGAAAAAGUUUGGCUUGUUGCAGAAACUCUUUAUUUAUUCAAGGGAAGAAAUGAUGUCAUCAAAGUAAUCCCUCAUCUCGAAGUUUUACUGAAGUCUUUAAAUGUGAGCAUUAUCGAGAAAGAGGUCAAUACGAAGAACGAGAUAGACGUUAGAAUAUUUGAAAUAUUCUUUUUUUUUGUUGGGACGCUAAACUUUUUUGGAAAGUACAAGCUUGCGCUCCAACUGGCAGAAGAAAUAAGAAAAAUGAUAAAUGGUUAUUCACCAGUUGAUAUACUGGGCAGCUGUUAUGGUAUACUUGGAACGAUUUAUUAUAACACGGGAGAUUAUGACAAUGCCGAAGAAUCUCUUCUCCUGGCUUUGGAAUAUAGAAAUAACUCUCACAAACUUGAUAGUUACAAUGCUUGCAGACGCUAUAACAAUCUAGGCACAGUUUACAUUGCAAAAGGUAAUUAUGAGAAGGCUAAAGAUUGUUUUGACCAAGCUUUAAAAAUUGUGGAAGGACCUCUUGUCUCUGAUGAUUCUGAACUUUGCAUGACUUAUAGCAAAUUUGGCGCAUAUUAUCAUGGCAUUGGUGAUUAUCAAACAGCAAACGACUUUUAUAGAAAAGCUAUGGAACUUCGAGAAAAAUUAUUUGGUGUUGAUCAUGUUUCUAUGGUCGAGAGCUACUGUAGCGUUGGCUCCAUUCAUCUCAUUUUCAGUAAAUAUGAACAAGCCAAAUACUUCUAUGAACGUGCGUUAGAAAUUGACAAGAAGUUACUUGGGCCCGACCAUCCAGAUGUUGGCAAGACGUGUAUUAACCUUGCAGACGUUCUCCACGCACUCGGAGAAUAUGAGAAAGCAAUCGAUCUUUAUAAUACAUCUCUAGAAAUUCAAACUAGUUCACUCGGUCCGGAGCACGACGAUAUUGGAAGGAUUUAUAAUAAUCUCGCGUCAGUGUACCAUGAUCUCGGAAACUUUGACGAAACUAAGAGUAAUUGUGAAAAAGCUUUAGAAAUCAUGAUGAAGUCUUUAGGUCCUGAACACGUUACUGUUGCAAAAAUGUACAACAAUUUGGCAGCACUGUAUUAUAAAAUUGAUGACUACAAAAUAGCUAAAGAUCUUUUAGAACAAGCUUUGCAAAUUCAAAAGAAAUCACUUGUUCCUGGCCAUGUCGAUUUUGGAGAUACUUACAAAAAUUUAGGAAAUGUGUACAAAGCAUUGUGCCAAUAUGAUGAAGCGAAACAUUGGUAUGAGCAGGCUUUAACGAUUCAAAAGAAAUGCCUUGGUCCUCGCCAUGCUGCAGUUAGCACAACCUGCAAUAAUUUAGGUUUAGUGUACAAGGAAAUGGGCGAAUAUGGAAAAGCUGCGGAUUGUUUUCAACAAAUAUUGGAAAUUCAAAAGAAUUUAUCUGUUACAGACCAAUUUCAAGUUAGCUCAACGUACAUAAAUCUUGCUCUUGUUUACCAAGCGGAUGAUGAACUUCACAAAGCUCUAGGCUGUUAUAAAGAGGCUCUAAGAAUUAAAAUGAAUUCACUUGGUUUUGACGACGUUGAAGUUGGAGAGAUUUACAGCAGUAUCGCCUUUGUUUUUUAUAAGAUUGGGAGAUGUGACAAAGCAUUAAAAUGUUAUAAAAAAGCUUUGGAAAUUCAAAUGAAAUCAUUUGGUCCAGACCAUAUUGAUGUUGGCACAAUUUACAGCAAUAUGGCUUCUGUUUUUGAUGCUAUGGGUGAACACAGCAAAGCUGUAAUUCAUUAUCAAAAAGCUUUAGAUAUUCAGAUAAAGUCUUUGGGUGAAAGUCAUCCUGACGUUUGCCAGACGUACAGCUAUCUGAUGAUUCAAUUUGGUACUAUUGGUGAACACAAAAAAGCUAUGGAAAUUAUGGAUAAGCUAUGCCAAUUCACUCCAUUAUAA